CUAGCACUUCGACAUCAACAACCACACACCACCGCAACGAUGGGAAGAGGACCGAAGAAGCAUCAGAAGCGGCUGUCAGCGCCAUCGCACUGGCUGCUUGACAAGCUCAGCGGCGCAUACGCCCCCAAGGCCAGCCCUGGUCCGCACAAACUGAGGGACUGUAUGCCCUUGAUCGUCUUCAUCCGGAACCGACUGAAGUAUGCCCUCAACGCCCGCGAAACCCGCUCGAUCGUCAUGCAGCGCCUAGUCAAGGUUGACGGCAAAGUGCGCACCGACACCACCUACCCCGCCGGCUUCAUGGAUGUCAUCGGCAUCGAGAAGACGGGCGAGAACUUCCGCCUCGUGUACGACACCAAGGGCCGCUUCACCGUCCACCGCAUCACCACUGAAGAGGCGGAGUACAAGCUGGGCAAGGUCACACGUGUGCAGUUGGGCAAGGGAGGAAUACCAUUCUUGGUUACGCAUGAUGCUCGCACUAUCCGCUUCCCCGACCCCGCGAUCAAGGUCAACGACACGAUCAAGAUUGAUCUCAGCACUGGUAAAAUCACCGACUUCAUCCGCUUCGACACUGGUGUGAUCGCCAUGGCCACCGGCGGUCGCAACAUGGGCCGUGUUGGUGUCAUCACCCACCGUGAGCGUCACGACGGAGGCUUCAACAUUGUGCACAUCAAGGAUGCCAUCGACAACGAGUUCGCCACGCGCGAGAGCAACGUGUUCGUCAUUGGGCGCGAGAAGCCGUGGAUCAGCUUGCCGAAGGGCAAGGGUGUGAAGCUGUCGAUUGCCGAGGAGAGAGAUCGUAAGAGGGCGUACGCGCUUGCUGGUCACUAAGGGAGUCGUCAAGUGUGAGUGAGGGCUCGUCCAACGCCAGUAUCUCUCUAGUCUAACGGACCGAGAGUUCGGUGCAUCCCGAGGAAAGAGGACCGAGGAGGGCAGAGUACCUAGCGUGCAGUCGAGUAAAAUUGAAAGCAUUCAACUUCAA
Messenger RNA from Neohortaea acidophila, 979 nucleotides. RefSeq names its product ribosomal family S4e-domain-containing protein. Gene Ontology annotation, cellular component: ribosome; cytosolic small ribosomal subunit. Bases 40 to 828 code for a protein of 262 amino acids. The transcript has 4 exons. The record is from RefSeq and is a predicted model, not a curated record. Gene Ontology annotation, biological process: translation. Gene Ontology annotation, molecular function: structural constituent of ribosome; RNA binding. Lineage: Eukaryota; Fungi; Ascomycota; Dothideomycetes; Mycosphaerellales; Teratosphaeriaceae.